UUGCUAUUGUCUCGCUUGGCUGAAAGACCCACGCGAGGUCCCGAAACACCACGGCCAGCGCGAACCACUCCACGAUCUGUUCCAUUCUGGUGACAGCUCAAGAACCUGUCACAAGACGGGACUAAGAGGACCGGCUUUCGAGAAGAUUUCCUCCGGUAAAAGGGCAAACUGGACAGAAAGGGCACACAAACCGUGAAAUAGAUGUUUCUAUCUAAAAAUCUAGAGCUCAUUACUUAAUGGUGCUGCAGGAGUCGGACAAGUGUGGCUAACUUUGGACUCAUUAUCGUCGCAGUUUUAUUUGUUUGCAACUUUAACCUGAAUCGCAUUAUUACGAAACGAAGCUAUUAAUUCAUUGGACUUGAACAGUAUAUGAUUUACCGAAGCAUUCUUGUGGUGGACCCAGUUUGCUGAAAGUGUGCAUUGCUCGUGGAGCGGACUCUUGUAAAGUGCACGUUCAAGGUUACUAAUCAAGCAACGGUUUGCUGUUAAUUAAAUGAGAUGUGCGCUCCCGUGAGCAGCCCCCACUGCAGAUAACCAUAGCGCAACACGCAAGUAAAGGUGGCACCGUCAGCGGCGUAAAACAAUUUGAAGGAGUAAGCUGUAUGGACUUACGUGGUGACAGGCGAAUAAAGACAACUCACCGACGUUCAUGGAGGGUCGCUGCCUGUGACUGUAAAUCUGGGAUGGAGCGCUUUUGCAGGAGGCAAGUGCCCUCUUGAAGACUGAUAGCGUCAUUGCGAGGGAAUAGUGUAUUGCAGAGAUUUUAUAGAGCUUUUAAACUAACGCUACUGCGAGUAAAAACUCGCCUGAGACGUCUUUGCUCCGUUGGGAUUGAACCGCGACGAGCGGAGGGCCCAGACCAUGGCCUCCAGCUCACGGGACAGCUGCUUGUGGUUGCUCUGGAGACGGACCGUCCUCGCGCUGUGGCUGUGUGCCGUGGGAGCGCGUGGAGCGGACGAUGAAAGCGCCUUCAACGCAGAGGCAUGGCUGAAGAUGUAUGGUUACCUUCCCCAGGCCAGCAGACAGAUGUCGACCAUGCGAUCAGCUCAAAUCCUGUCCAGUGCCAUCAGUGACAUGCAGCAGUUUUAUGGUCUGGAGGUCACUGGACAGAUGGACCCUCAAACCAUCAGUGCCAUGAGGAGACCCCGCUGCGGUGUGCCUGACAAGUUUGGAGGCCAGAUCAAAACCAAUGUACGGCGGAAACGGUACGCCCUCACCGGACACAAGUGGAACAAAGGCCAUCUAACUUACAGCAUUCAGAACUACACUCCCAAAAUUGGAGAGUAUAACUCAUAUGAAGCCAUCAGGCGGGCCUUUAAAGUCUGGGAGAGUGUUACCCCAUUGACCUUUGAUGAAAUCCCCUACCAGGAGAUCAAAUAUGGACGCCGCAAAGAGCCCGACAUCAUGAUCUUUUUUGCAUCAGGUUUUCAUGGAGACAGCUCUCCUUUUGAUGGCGAGGGGGGCUUCCUAGCUCAUGCCUACUUUCCUGGACCUGGAAUGGGUGGUGACACACAUUUUGACUCUGAUGAACCAUGGACCAUAGGGAACCAGAACGUACAAGGUAAUGACCUCUUCCUGGUAGCAGUCCAUGAGCUGGGACACGCCUUGGGUUUAGAGCACUCCAACAACCCCCUGGCUAUCAUGGCUCCAUUUUACCAGUGGAUGGAGACUGAGAACUUCCAGCUUCCUGAAGAUGACCGGCGGGGCAUACAGCAGAUUUAUGGUCAGCGAGAUGGUGGCCCCACACAGGCCCUACCCACAGUGACACCGCGCCGCCCGGAGCCCAGGCCGCCUCAGACACCUCCUCGGCACCCUGACCGCCCCAGGACCACUGAAAGACCAGACCACUAUGGACCGAAUAUCUGUGAAGGGAACUUUGACACGGUUGCUAUGCUCAGAGGAGAAAUGUUUGUUUUCAAGGGCCGUUGGUUCUGGCGGGUCCGACGGAACAGGGUUCUCGAUAACUACCCGAUGCCCAUCGGUCACUUCUGGAGAGGUCUGCCCGGAGACAUAGAUGCUGCCUAUGAGAGACAUGAUGGCAGGUUCGUCUUCUUCAAAGGAAACAGAUUCUGGCUUUUCAGGGAGGCUAACCUUGAGUCAGGCUAUCCACUUGAGCUGGUUGACUAUGGUCAAGAUAUUCCCUAUGACCGGAUAGACACAGCGAUCUGGUGGGAGCCAUCUGGCUACACUUACUUCUUUCAAGGAGACUGGUACUGGCGGUUCAACGAGCAGUCCCGCUCAGCUGACAGAGGCUACCCAAAGCCAAUCAGUAUCUGGGGAUCGUCAGUUCCCUCUUCUCCCAAAGGGGCUUUUCUUAGCGAUGAUGGAGCAUACACCUUCUUCUAUAAGGGCUCCAAGUACUGGAAGUUUGACAACCACCGCAUGAAGAGUGAACCAGGCUACCCAAAGUCCAUCCUGAGAGAUUUCAUGGGCUGCAGCGUGGAUCUAGAUCCUGAUAGAGACACAGAUACAGACGCAGGGCGCAAGUACCCAGAUGUAAACCGUCCACCCUUCAACCCAGACGCAGGACGUGACGCUGAUAAGGGCAAAGAUCGGGAUGGAGCAGAUCGCGGAGGAACGGACAAAGACACAGGCAAAGGCAAAGAAAACAACAAAGACGAAGACUAUCACGAGGGUCGGGAGGAAGAGACAAAUGAGGUGGAUGUGGUGUUGAAGGUGGAUGACAACGAAGAGCGGACCAUGAACAUCCUGAUGGUGACCAUCCCGUUGGUCCUGGUGCUGUGCAUCUUGGGACUGAUCUAUGCCAUCAUUAACACGCUGCAGAGCAAAGGAGCGCCACGGCUGCUGGUGCAUUGCAAGCGCUCGCUGCAGGACUGGGUCUGACCCCUGACAUUAAGGGACACUGAACUCUGAACUUGAGUCAGACCUUAGAUACCCUCCUCGUCUAAAACUGCCCUCUACCCAGUGAUCUAUUUGUCUCAAGUCUCUGUGCUCAGUGGCUCCUGCAACUCUUAGUACAUGUGGUAGUUGAUCCAUGCAAAUACUGUACAGAUACAGAGGCACACACAAACUAGAAGCAAUCCUAAAUCAUGUCACAUUUACACACACAAACAUAAACAUACAUGUACACAUACACACACUGCCCUAACCUCCUCCCGUUUCCCAUGGUGCUCUACAAUGCGUCGACUGUAGUCUAUUUAUAUGAGAGAAGUUUGCACAUAGUUUUUUUCUUGUUUUUGUUUUGGUUCAUUUUGUGUGACUUUUUGUUUUUGUUAUUAUUGUUUCUAAACCAGGAAGGCUGUUGUGUUCUCUCUUCCGUGUCUACACCGCCCUCCUCCUUCCCAUAUUCUCGGUAGGGGCUUUUUCCUGAUAACUUGACAUCUGCUUAUGCUAUCUCAGUUGCCUCGAAGGAGGAAAUGCAAAGGGUUACAAAAGAUUUGGAGGACACACAUAGCGUUGAGUAGUGUCUUUUUCCUUCCUCUCAUCCACUCUAUCUUCCAGCUUUAUCUUUGCAAGGCAGCAUAGUUUAUGGGGGCGGAGCAUACAACAGACCUGUCAUGAGACCAGCUAUUAUUAUCUUUUGGCUCCAUUUAAUGGUGAUUAGGAAGAGCCUGUAACUAAACUUAGAGUGAUUUAUUUUUAAUGGGAACUUCUAUGGUUUGAAAGGAUUAUUACAGCCUCAGUCUUAUUUUUCAGUUAGAGCCAUUCGUGUUUAUGAAUAUGUUUAACUGUGUAUUUACCACACAAAUUGCUGAGAUCUGGGAAUAUUUGGAUAUUGCCAAAAACUAUUUUGUUUUCUUUAGGCAAGCCUCCAGGUUUGCCAGUCGUUCCAGGUUGUUCUACCACACUUAAGCCAUGCAGUGAUGGAUUACUUGCAUUUGGUGUGUCUCCAUUUUUAGUUUAACUCCAAACAAAGAGCUAAUAAAUAAUAGAUUGGUAGAUUCAUUUGAAAGUCAGUUCCAAGGCAUUAUCAUUUGUCAGUGACAUUUUGGAAAGUAAAUUCUUUGCUUUUUUGUGGAGAAUUAGGAUGUCAGGAUCAAUAACCCUCUCAUGCUGACACGAAGUUAGCUUAUCUUAGCUUAAAGAAUGGAAGUAGAUUCUCUGGAUCUAUUUGGGCUUCUAAAUUGUACUGUAUCUGUGUCCUUGUUUUUUUUUAACGUUUGGACAGAAUCUGACUUAUUGAUUUGUUGCAGUAUGCAGGCUUUAUGCCGGGCAUAGACAACCAGCUCUUUGCUCAAGCUUCAUUUUUUGCCAUCCAAAUCACUUCACUAAACCACAAAAACAGACAAAGAAAAACAAAUAAAAUAACCAUAUUUUUGUAUGUCUAGCUAAUAACGUUGCUUCCUCCAUCCGGCUUAGUUCCAGCCAGUUUACAGCAGUCCCAGAUAUAUUAUCAGCAAUUACAUAUGAAUACAAUCUUAACAUAAGCCUUAAAAAUAGAAAUGAUGGCUACAAAUAAGACUCAAGCUGUAAUAAAUUGUAAUUAUCCUUUAAAUCCUACCACUACAAAAGCCUUGUAUUCUUUCUUUAUCUUUUGCUCACACAGUUGGACAAUAGGUUUACCUUCUUUCUUUCCCUUAUUUGGAAACUAUUUAAAGACCUCUUUGGCUCAAAGGCUGAAGAGACUUUUAAAGGGACCUCUUCCCUUUGCUUUCAAUUAUGGGACUAAUUCACAGACUGCCUCUUUUUGUCAACAAUAAGACCUUCUCUGCAUGCUACAGAGACAGACUAAUGGUUAAUGUAAGGAGUCAGCUCACUACGAAAUAACACAGGAGAGGGAGCAUUCAUUGUACUUGUGUGCAUAUAAACAUAAAACAAGGAGGAAACAAAGCAACACUGUGGCCUUUAACUUCAGAACAGGAUGUAACUCUAUAAAUGCAACACAGCGGUUCCAGGCAGGUUGAAGCUAACUACCAUGCAGUUCAUAAUGGGCAUUUUACUGCUUGUGUUUUUAAAAGGACAGUUUAAAAACCAAAGGGAUGACCUGGGAUGUUUCUGUUGUAAAGAUAGUAAGAACCGGGUUUGGCUCAGGCCUGCAGGCUCAUGUGAGCACAGACUAAUCCUCCUCAUCAAAUACCAGCAGGUGCGUGCAAAUGCCGGUACCCCUUGUGACCUCUUAACUAAACCUUGAACUCCUCAAAUCAAAACGCUCUCUGCUCUCUUUUCAUCUUGCAAGAACAGAGAAGGGAUUAGGGGUGCAGGGAAAAACAUUUUCCUGAACCAUGCAUUAUAUCAGAAGCAUAACAGUGUUUGACAUUCAUGUUAGCCACUGGUUUUUAUACAUACCGUAACUAACUGUAAACUAUUUAACAACACAAACAUUGUCACAAAAUUCUGCUUCUUGAUUGUGGAAACCAAUGGUCAUCAUGGAAACAUACAUUUAAAAUAUGGAGGACAACAGCACGAUUUGCAAAAUAGUUGGUGAAAAUGCUGUGGAUCUCGUUAUCAUGAAUUUAAAUCAUCAUGAUGUUAAAACAGGCUAACAGCAAACCACCAUCAAAUAUUUACACUUCAGAUAUGAAUGGGAGGGAGGCUUCUCUGAGGUAGCAUUUAGAAGUAAGCUCCCUGUGAUCGGGGUGGGGGGGCUCAGACAGCUUGGAUCAGGUUACACAGAUGUGGAUGGGGAGGGUGAGGAGAUUCUGAAUUUCCUGCAGCUGAGAAUAGGGGGAGGGCAGGGAGGGGGGAGGAGGAGGGCUAACCUCGGCUCUCUGAGUGUGCAAAGUUUGGAUCACAAGAGUAAGGAGGGGUGGGAGUGAGAUGAAGAGAGAGAGAGGUCUGGCAACGGCCCUUGUGACCCAAAUUCUCCUGCUAACUCAACUACAGCGCUGGCCAAAGAGGAAACUUUAGCUUACAGUAGGUGACAGACCUUUUUUUAGGAAGGGCUGUCAAAGUGUGUUGUAUAUAUUUGCAUAGGUCUCACAGUGGCCGGGGUUCAGCUUGUAUGUUGACACAUUCACAACGCUGUUUUUCUGUUACUGUCCUUCGCUAGGUGGAGACAGGCAAAAGUGACAUGCUUAAGCAGACACAAUUGAAAUGAACAGGACAUGUAAAAAGAAGGAAGGGAGGAGCAGAUCAGCCUUCAGCAGACGUCUUGGAGAUUGAUGUGAGGCAGGUCGAUAGCGGUUGCCAGGAAACGCUGUCCCUGUGUCCAUCGUUCACCUCCCCAUCGUCAUGGUUUUAUGGGGGAGGGGUGGGGGGUUGGCGGACGCGGCUAAUCAGUGUUAAAAGCACCCCCACCCUCUUCUCCUCUCUCUUGUCCUCUUCCUGCUCUUCCACCGGUCGUACGGGCACAUCGGUGUGUGCUCAGACAGCCGAGCGAGCGUCUGGACAGGCUCAGAAUCUGCAGACUCACUGCACUGGACACAAAGUUGUAUAUGGAGUUCUUUUUUAUCGAGCCUCCUUUUAUCCUCUGUAACCUCCAAACACACAGCCCACGGGGAGUUAACCACUUCAAAGCUAAAGUAACCACUUCAGAGUUGAAAAGGUUGAGUGCACCUGACUUUACUUGACUUGAAAUUCUGGUGAUUCAGCAGUUUCAGAGAUUUUUAGUGAGACGAUUUUUGACGAGGACUGAAUUUAGUACGGUGCAUUGUCUCAGGACAGCAGGCAGAAGAGAAGUGUUGAAAGGUUGGGGGAGAAAUCUGUCAGGACUGAUUGAUGCAUGUUUGUUUGUGUGUGUGUGGAGGUGUUCAGUUAAUCAGCUCUACUCUCCAUUUGCGAGGCCUGUUUUCUGACUGUAAAUCUCCCACACUCUCUCUAUGCCCACCCCUCUGCACACUCAGCCCAGCCCUCUUAAACCCGAGGGGAUCAUAAUAACAACAAUGGCCUUCUCUCCGUCUCUCACAGUCUCUAGCGCUCUCUUUCUCCUCUCCCUGUUUUCUCCCUCCCUAAUACACACGCACACAAACACAUUAUUGUCUUCCCUAGCCUCACCUUCCUCCCUUCGCACCCCACCACUUCCGCCCAAGGUUCAGCCUCACACAGCAAAGUCUGUUUUUAGAUCCACCUCCUUGUUCAGCAACAUUUAAAACUGUGGAUGGAUUAAAACACGACCUGUCAGGUUUUGAGUUUCUCCAAAGCAGACAUAGCACCUGAAUAUCACAUUCAGUUUUAAUGCUGCAAAUGCUGAGGUUCUUUUAUGGUAAUGCCUUCUCCAUUUUGCAGUACACACCCUUGAUGAAGUUUAGGUGAGGUUAGGACAUGCUGAGCUGGUCUGAGCUUUCAUCUCUCUCAGGAUGUGUUUCUCUAAACACUGCAUGCUAGGCUUUCCUGAUUCUGUCAUGAUGUUUUGGCGCUUAUGACGUUCUUUCUUGUGACUACCGAGCAUAGAAGUUAAAAGCUCCACACUCAUUCAGAACCAGGUAUUCUUGUAGCUGUGUUUGUAAUGUGCAGGCUGUGCACCUUUUAUUUUUCAGCUUCUCACUGUCACCAGAUAUCCCUUUCUUUAAACGAAAUAUUUUGGACAGGACAGACUGUGUUCUGUUUCAGUUUCACUUCGUGGCUUACAAUGACUUGAACCCAAAGGAUUGUGGGUUGCCCACUAACCCACUAACUUUAAAUCAUCACCCGCCAGAAGAAAAAAUGGCUGACAAUUGUCUUUCAGCGCCUGUGUCGUCGCUUUGCCCUGGACAUGUGCAUUGGAUCAUGACACAGGCAUUGUAACUGCUGAGCUGACUACUUUAGAAGACUGCCCCCACCCACUAACUGGAGCUUCAGUAGAGAGUAGAUUUUGUUGGAUUCAGUCAACUCUUCACUGACCAUCCUUCGUGGAACUUCUCACACUUGGCUCUUUUCAACUUCUCUUUCCAUUACCACCUGAGUAAUGAUUCAAUGAUUUUCUGAAAAAGAAAAAAAAAAGAAUAAAGAUACCUGCGCCAUCAUCCUGGCCUAUUGGCCACAGAUAUGGUAGAGGGGGAAAAAAACAACAUAAAAAUGUAGGAAUUCAGUAGAACAAAUGAAAUUGUUGUUUGUCAUUGAUCAUUUGUCUUAUUUUGAUUUGAUUUUGUGCCGAUUUUCUCUCUCAAAACUUGAUUUAUUUUUCGUUAAUAACAUUCCAAUUGUUUUUUUGUUUUUUUUUGAUUGGUUGUUAGUAUUUUUUUUCUUAGAAAAUGUAAGGUUUUAUACAUUUGAGUUGUGUGUUCACCUCUAGUUGAGUGUGUUAACAAGCCAUGCUGGACAUGUACACAUUAAAAACUGCUCUGAAAAGUC
This is a messenger RNA of Mugil cephalus (flathead mullet), 8169 nucleotides long. RefSeq names its product matrix metallopeptidase 15b (gene mmp15b). Bases 862 to 2844 code for a protein of 660 amino acids. Gene Ontology annotation, cellular component: extracellular matrix. NCBI's taxonomy places the organism in Eukaryota, Metazoa, Chordata, Actinopteri, Mugiliformes, Mugilidae. The record is from RefSeq and is a predicted model, not a curated record. The transcript has 10 exons. Gene Ontology annotation, molecular function: zinc ion binding; metalloendopeptidase activity. Gene Ontology annotation, biological process: proteolysis; extracellular matrix organization; collagen catabolic process.